UACAAGCGCGUGAGGUAUAAACAUGAACAAGCAUGACUGCUCUGUUCUGAGCUAGACCUAAAACAUCUCCAGCUUCACCAGCUCCACAGGGAUAACAUUGAACAUUUCACCUGAAUCCCAGUGGAUCUCCUUCUCUCAGGUAAACCAUGCCAUCAGUACCAUCUAGUUCAGAGUCAGCUGGGACCGCUCCCGUCUGCCCACAUGCUGCCAAAGUCCUCACAAAUGCUGCAAAUGGAGAACCUGGCAUCAACAGGGAUGCAAAGGUGAAAACCGAUGCCGUUUUGAAUGGAAAGGCUGGACACAAGUUAAAUGAGAAUGGCACAGACCAUGUGAAUGUAGAGCACCUUGAGAAUGGAUCAGAAGGCACCAUGGAGAGGAAAUGGAUCCGACCUGAUUUGCCCAGCAGAUGCACCUGGAAACUUGGUGACCCAAAUACAGAGUCGCCCCACAAGCACUUCCAAAGAACAAAGAAACCCAGUAUCCUUCCCAACAUUUUAAGCAGGAUUGGAGAUACCCCACUGGUCCGCAUGAACAAGAUUCCUAAAGCUUUUGGCCUCAAGUGUGAGCUUUUGGCUAAAUGUGAGUUCUUCAAUGCCGGUGGUAGCGUGAAGGACAGAAUCGGCUUGCGUAUGUUAGAGGAUGCUGAGAAAGACGGCAUCCUUAAACCUGGAGACACCAUCAUUGAGCCCACAUCAGGAAACACAGGUAUUGGACUGGCCCUGGCAGCAGCAGUCAAAGGUUAUCGCUGCAUCAUUGUCAUGCCUGAGAAGAUGAGCAUGGAAAAGGUGGAUGUGCUCCGCGCUCUCGGUGCCGAGAUUGUUCGUACACCUACUUCAGCUCGUUUUGACUCUCCUGAGUCUCAUGUGGGGGUGGCUUGGCGUUUGAAAAACGAGAUUCCUAAUGCUCACAUUCUGGACCAGUACCGCAAUCCCAGCAACCCGCUGGCCCAUUAUGACGCCACUGCAGAGGAGAUUCUGGAACAGUGUGACGGUAAAAUAGACAUGCUGGUGGCUGGAGCUGGCACUGGUGGCACCAUUACUGGCGUCGCUCGCAAGCUGAAGGAGAAAUGCCCUAAUAUUAAGAUAGUUGGAGUGGAUCCUGAAGGCUCUAUCCUUGCUGAGCCAGAGGAGCUGAAUAAGACUGAUAAGACUCAGUAUGAGGUUGAGGGCAUCGGAUAUGACUUCAUCCCCACUGUUCUGGACAGAUCUGUGGUGGAUAGUUGGUACAAGUCCAAUGAUGAAGAGUCCUUUGCCAUGUCUCGUAUGCUCAUCAGAGAUGAGGGCCUUCUGUGCGGUGGUAGUUCAGGCACAGCCAUGGCUGCAGCAGUGCAUGUAGCCAAAGAGCUGAAGGAAGGCCAGCGCUGUGUGGUGAUCCUGCCCGACUCCAUCCGUAACUACAUGUCGAAAUUUCUUAGCGACAAGUGGAUGUGUGAAAAGGGCUUCCUGAGAGAGGAGGAUCUUGUUGGCAACAAGCCAUGGUGGUGGAAUCUGACUCUGCAGGAGCUCCGGCUCUCCGCCCCAUUGACUGUGCUGCCUUUAGUGUCCAUCAAGAAGACUAUUCAGAUUCUGAAAGAGAAAGCGUUUGACCAAGCCCCUGUGGUGGACGAGGCCGGGCAGAUUCUGGGCAUGGUCACGUUGGGGAACAUGCUGUCAUCCGUUCUGGCUGGGAAGGUCAGGCCAUCUGAUCCCAUAAGCAAAGUUCUCUACAAACAGUUUAAACAGGUGCGCCUAACUGAUAACCUGGGCAAACUCUCACGUAUCCUCGAGACGGACCAUUUCGCCCUUGUUGUGCAUGAACAGAUUCAGUUGGAUGGUGUCCGCAGUCUGAAUUGCAGUUCCUGUCUUACAGACAUGAACAAUGGAUCCCCUAAGAUGAGACAGAUGGUGUUUGGGGUGGUGACGGCCAUUGACCUGUUGAACUACGUGGCCACGCGCGAGAGGAGGGAACGCUCGCUGUCUGAGUGCUCGCUGUCAGAAGAGCAGUGAACAACGAAGAGUGUGAGAACACAAAGCUGGAGUGUUGUUUUCUCCUCUCACACAGUUUUUUGAGUUUAUUUUUCUGCAAGUGGUAUGCUCCAUUUUAAAGGAAAAAAAAAAAAGCUUUUAUAAGUUAGAGCAAGUCAGUAUAGUUUUACAUGUUAUCUGACAGAUUUGUAUUGUUUACUGCAUCACCUUCUCUUUUAGGUUCACAUUAAAGCUGUUUUGUUUUCAGUCAAAAGCAGUCAACACAAUGAAUAAUACAGGUCAAUCAACCACCAUUUGCUGAGUUGUUUACUUUGCAUUGAUUUUAUUAUGGUGUAUAUAUUUCAAUUAAUGUAUUUUAUUCUUUAUAAAAAAACUGCAUGUGGUUUAGUACUUUUGGGUUUGGUUUUUGAUUUAGUGUAGUUUAAGAACUGGAUUCAGGUGCUCUUUUGUCUUAUCUACAGCUACAUCGCCACCUAGUGACUGCAAUAGACUUUGGCCUUCAUCAAUCACACUAAGCACAAUGAUCUCUGGAUUGUGUGGGGGAGUUUUGCAGGCAUGAUUGAUAGAAAUUGACAAAGCAAAUAGUAAGUGUGUUUGGUAAACCAAACUGCACCCAGAUGGGGUGACUUGGUAUUUUUCUUGUAUUAAAACAAGAUCUGAUAAGAGUGUAAAUAAAUGAUGGUGGUUUGGACUUGCUUUAAACACACCACUGUGUGUUAAGCAAGUUUGAUUGUGCUUUUCAUUUUUCUAUGUUUCUUUCAUCUGAUUUCUUGUAAAUCAAAACUGUAACUUACAGAGGCUGAAAAUGAUUGUUUGUAUAUAGGAGUUAAUGUAAAGUAAAUGAAUGUGCGUGAAGGUGCAUUAGUUUGCUCUCACGGUUAUGAUUCCUGUGCAUGGAGUCUCUGGCUCAGAAUGUCUUUACUGUAUGUCAUUUGAUUUGCUUUUUCUUGAAUCUUAUUGCUGUAAUAAAUAGAAGUUACAAAUAAAGGCUUUAUUUCCUGAA
This is a messenger RNA of Labeo rohita (rohu), 2967 nucleotides long. RefSeq names its product cystathionine beta-synthase-like protein. NCBI's taxonomy places the organism in Eukaryota, Metazoa, Chordata, Actinopteri, Cypriniformes, Cyprinidae. Gene Ontology annotation, cellular component: cytoplasm. Gene Ontology annotation, molecular function: cysteine synthase activity; cystathionine beta-synthase activity. The transcript is spliced from 15 exons. The record is from RefSeq and is a predicted model, not a curated record. Bases 147 to 1985 code for a protein of 612 amino acids.